Molecule: messenger RNA, 624 nt
Organism: Kwoniella mangroviensis CBS 8507
Lineage: Eukaryota; Fungi; Basidiomycota; Tremellomycetes; Tremellales; Cryptococcaceae
Exons: 2
Coding region: 1-624 (207 amino acids)
Source: RefSeq, a predicted model, not a curated record
AUGACAGAAUUUCUCAAAUCAUAUGUCCCAGCUCUUCGAUCCAUCAUCCCACAAACGUCACCUACACCCUCCACUUUACCCGAGAUCGAUUCCAAAGCACCUGCUUUACCAAAUACCGAUAUCCGACUGGACGAUGGUCAACCUACGUUGAUAGCUUUCGUGAGACAUUGUGGAUGUCCGUUCGCGGAGAAGGAAAUCAACCUCUUAUCGAAGGAAGUGAAGAAGAACGAUCAGUUGAGGGUGAUUAUCGUUCAGCAUGCCGAAAUGAACCAGGUGAAAAGUUGGUUCGACGAAAUAGGUGGUCCAAACUUAUUUCCCGAUACCAACCGAUAUAUCCUCCUGCCUGAUCCCAAAAGGGAGAUAUACGCUCGAUGGGGUAUAGGUCAACUAGGCUGGAUGGGAAUGAUCAAUUCCACAGUCUUAGAUAACCUCAAGCAACUCAAGCAAAGUGAUGGUAUCGAUCUGAGACCAACAGGAAAGGGGUCUUAUAGAUGGCAGAAUUCAGGCGGGUUCGCUGUAGAUGGGAAAGGAGUGGUCAAGUGGAGGAAGGUAGCAGAGGAUAGUAGUGAUAUGUGUGAUUAUUCGGAAGCCUCCAGGACAAUAAUAUCGCAAAUGGUUUCAUAG